Messenger RNA from Arabidopsis arenosa, 1045 nucleotides. The record is from the annotation of a GenBank genome assembly. NCBI's taxonomy places the organism in Eukaryota, Viridiplantae, Streptophyta, Magnoliopsida, Brassicales, Brassicaceae.
AAAUUUUGAUUGCUCUGACUAUCUCAAAUCUUCGCUCUCUCGGAUCUCUUGUUUAGGUUACAACACAGUUAAGGUCGUUUUUGGGUCAAAGAAUGUCUUCUACAACUGUCCAGAGCUUGAGAGAACGUUCUCCUUCUUCAUAUUCACUCAAGAUCAAAAACUUCUCGCAACUCGAGAACUUGGCUCUCGGCUCUGCUGAUGGCAAAUAUCUAUCCCGUCUUUUCUCCGCUGGUGGAUACAACUGGAGAAUGAUCUUGUAUCCGAAAGGGAACGAUAAGGAUAACGGAAGUGACUUUAUUUCAAUGUAUGUGGAAUUAGACAGCUCAAGCCUAUCCACACCAUCAACUGAGGUGUUUGCGGAUUUUCGAUUUUUCGUCUUGAACAAAAAGGAAAACAAGUACUUAACUAUUCAUGAUGUAGAAUUGAAACCGUUCAAUACUUUUAGAUCGGUGUGGGGAUUGCCGCAAGUACUUCCGCUUAGUACAUUCAAAGACCCUGAAAAUGGAUAUAUCUGUCUAGGUCAAUGCGAGUUUGGUGUUGAUGUCAUUGUUGCUCCACCCCCUACCAAUUGGGAAAUCCUUUCUUUUGAUGAAAAACUCGUUUAUCCUUAUAAGAUCUUUUGGCCUGUUAAGAAUAUCUUUGAGAUACUAGGGCAUUGUCACACAUCACAAAGAUUUUCAGUGGGAGGAAAGACAUGGGCUAUAGAAUUGUAUCCCAAGGGAAGCAGAACAGCAGAUUAUAAUAAAUGGGUAUCCAUAUUUCUCACUGCUGCUGAUUGUGAAACACUUAAAGAAGAUGAAAAGAUUUUCACGCAAGCUUACUUGCGAAUUUUAGAUCCACGAGGAUCCAAUCACUUAUCACGCUCAAUUACCAAAUGCUACAACAAAUCGAAUUCAUCUUGGGGAUACUUUCGAUUUGUGUCUAUAGAUGAACUUAAGAAUACUUACUUGGACAUGGAAGGUGCUUUGACUCUAGAGAUCCAAUUUGAUGUUGUUUCCACAACCAAACACUCCCUCCCAUGAUUUAAUCAAGCUCUACUUUUUAA